Molecule: messenger RNA, 4468 nt
Organism: Cataglyphis hispanica
Lineage: Eukaryota; Metazoa; Arthropoda; Insecta; Hymenoptera; Formicidae
Gene: HPS4
Exons: 12
Coding region: 273-2900 (875 amino acids)
Biological process (GO): vesicle-mediated transport
Source: RefSeq, a predicted model, not a curated record
GCAGCGAGAGAGGAGCGGCUUCGCGUCGUGUGAUCGUUCGUGGCGAUUGAAAAAAAAAAAAGAAAAUGGCACGCGGCUUUUCUUGCUGGUGGACAAAGCGAAGAAGGUGUACUUCCACGAGAUAUUUUUACAGAACGGCAAAUAAAUGCCAAGGAUCACGUUAAUGAUCCAACGAACGGUUUGACAGAAGAAUUAGCGGGAGACUUGACAGCAAGAGACCGGUCGGAGAGACAACUACGUGCUUUGCAACGCGACAGCGAUUAAUAAUCACGAUGGCGAAAGAGAUGAUGAUAGUAUUUAUUUACGACACUGCAAAGUGUUGUAAAGAAGAGGAUGACCCUGCUGAAGCAGUCAUGUAUUUUCAUCCGGCUUGGGUAUCACUCACACAAAGAUUGGCUUUAGCAGGACAGUUAAUGGGCGUAUACCAUUUCUUGGCAACAUCGUUUUCAGCACCACGCUCUAUCACAUUGCAAGGUGGAAAAUUUGUGUUGAAGAAAUUUGGGCAGUAUGUGCUGGCAGUGGGGACUGACAGAAAUAUACAUGAUUGGAUACUCGAAAGACGUGCUGACAUUUUGGAAUCAUUGUUGAAGUUUUUCCACUGUGAUCUCGUAAAGAUACUAGAAUCCCUCAACAAUGAUCGCAAUAGAUUUACUGAGAAGUUGUAUCAAAUGUUUGAGACUUAUCUGCCAAUUCUUCAACACAGUGCCAAUCUAUUUUCAAGUAUUCCUGUAAUUAAACUUCCAAAGAGUGCUAGUAACAUAUUUCUGGAAGGCAUGCAAAUGUUGCAGCAUUAUCAAGAGAUAAACGGAGUUUUAGGAGGAGCAUUAUUCUACAAUAACAAGAUAGUCUCUACACAACUAGGAGCAGACUUAACAAAACAAAUUGUUAUAACUGAUCCUUAUAGGAUAAAGGCUCCCGCGGAAAGGAUAUCUACAGAAUUUCAUUUACCGAUCGGUGUUCAAUUGUUACAAGUGUACAUAGAACGAAAGCAGUUUGCAAAACUGAUGCAAGAGGCGAAUAAUGAACGAUAUUACAAUUCAUGUCUGGACACUGUGACUAAGAAGAUAUUGCAGAGAAAGAAUGUGUCUAAGAGCAGCUUUAAGGAGCCUCUCACCAUGUCCGCCAUGAAGCGCGAUACUUCGCGGAUAUUCACCGUUCCCGAGGAAGGUGAACUAGACUCCACAAAUUAUCCGCCAGCGCUGCAAUAUGUGUCGUCGGUUCCACUCGCGAUCAAUCAUGUGUCGCCGAUCAGACGCAAGCAGGAGAGUAAACCAGAGCGUCCUAAGAUUAGUGGUACCGUUGUCAAUCCGCUUACGCCCAGUGUCUGCGCGACGCCGUUAAAGGAUAUAGACCGAGUGUUACACGGAAAUGCUAUGCUUAUCUGCUCGUCCGAGAGCGGAGGCGAGACUGACGAACAUCGAACCUCGUCGAAAAGCAACGAUGACGAUGAUAUUCCUGACGUCGUCAAAGAAGCGCUCAGAUGCAAACGUUUGAAUAAACUGAGAAACGCUACCUCGAAGAAAAAAUGGAUGAAGAGAAAGGAUCCCGACCGGAAGAGUGUGAGCCUGCCGGAUCUGACGUCAUCAGUUAAACCGCGCUUGAAUAGUAUUCCUUAUCGACCGGAACUGGACAAAAUAUUGUCCAAGUUUAGUGAAGCUUCACCCGAUGAUCCGAAUUCACCUCUGCGGAAACUCACCGGAAGUGAUAAACGAUACUCGCGUACUAUCACUGAUCCCUGUUAUCCUGUUUUCCGAUGUGACGGUCUCCCGGUAUCGCAAUCAUUAUACGAGCAAUAUAUCGCUUCGCAUUGUGAGGAGCUGCGUGAUGACGGUGAAGACAGCAAUGGUAUUCAUGGGCGUUGCAAUGGCGACAAUCUACAAUCAAAGAAUUUAUCGAGCGAUUUGAGCGCGAAAUUAUCGAUAAAUAGUAGUUCGAGCUCGAUCACAAGAGAUGCUGACGAAGAACGCAAAUCUGGCUACGAUAAAAGCAAACAGGAGACAUACAAAAGAUCGAUGAGUCUACCGCUGAAGCCGCUUAACGUUGUCGCCGAAGUACAAGACGGUGACGAUCGGCGAAGAUCGACAUCGGAAUGUGGCGGCAACUCGUAUGAUUUCCCGCAGAGACGAAAGCUCGAUGGUCUACAAUUAACACCACUGAUGUCGAAGCUGAGCUUGCUGGCAGACGAACGAACCAGCGGCUUUUGCAGUCGCGAUACAACGCCGAGCGAAUUUCGUGAUCUCUCCGGAUUCUCCGGUGGCGCAACCACAACUAUCGCUACAACAACGACGAUGAAUCAAUUGAUGAGACAGAAGCUGGAAUCAGUUGAGAAGGAGGCCAGCGAGGGCGAGGACGAGCUGGACGAAGACUGGGUCAACAAGGACGAUCCUGCCGUCUGCCUCGAGAAGACUGAGCUUUUUCUCUGUGGCUAUCAAAAUAUGGUGUUGGUGCUGCUGAUGGAAAAUGGUACUGCGAAUAAUCCGGAUUUGAUACAUGCUCUGUGGCAUACCUGCGUGAGCACGUUGGGUAAGCUCGAGUCGCGAUUGCAACAGUGUCUUGAACCAAUGCCGUCAACAGAAAACAAGGAACUGUACAGUAUUCUAAAUGUAGACCCGCAAUGGGAUACGGUGCAACGUUCCGGACUUUGGGGCGUUACUGAGUUAGACAUUGUAUCUUGCCUCCAUAACAGAUUUACGCAAGCGAGCAAUUUGACGGACAUCAUCGUCAGAACGGAGGACAUGGUGGUUUACGGUAACCAAUCUGGAGGAAUAGAAGUAUUUUACCAGCAAGCGGUGGCACCAAGCGCUUUUGCGGUUCUUCCGACCCCGGCGGAUCUGAUGGGAAUCGUAGCACUUAAAGCAAGACGCCGAUUAGAAAGAGAUCAUGGAAUUGUGCUACUAUAAAUCCAAAAACGUACAUGGCUUCCCCUUUUUAGAGAAACUGAAAAAAGUAACACACAUACACGCGUUUACAAUUUCGCUUAUUUGUCCUCUGCACAGAAAACGAUGAGUUCGAAUCCAGUUCGUAUUCUGUACAAAGCAAAAAGAAUCGAAGACAUUCCGUCAGUUAAAUCAAGGUGAGAUAAUAUUUUAACAGGAUAUGCUGAACAUUUUUCUACUAAUAUUUUUGUAUAAUCUGUGAUUUUCCAAUGUAUCGAAUAUAAAAUUCCAAGAAAAUUGGUUAUGAGAAGGAGGGAAUAAUCGAAGAGAUUUUUUUUUUAUAUCGCUGAAAUGUAUCUAUAGUAUUCCUAUAGUUAGCGUUAGACUAUGCGUGUAUUCGUGAUUCAUUUAUAAUUCGUGAAUAAUAUAGAUGGAAGAUUUGCCAAAAUCGACUAAUCAUAUUUCUUCAUACUGUUCACGAAUCACAAAUUGCGAAUACGCGCAGUCUGGCGUUAGCUUAUCACAUUGCAGUCGAGAAAUUUUCUACGAUAAUAAGUAUAUAAUAAUUGUUGAUCAUCCAAUUUCUAUUUUACCAUCUCAUUAAUUGUGCAGAUAUCAUAGCAAAUGUUAUUUGUAUUAUAUAUGUUAUUGUAUAUAAGAUGUCUUAGAAUCGACGGAAAGUAUAGAUAUACAGAGUUAUUGCCUUUAAAACUGGAAAGCAGUUUUUAAUAUUUUAUUUUAUUUAUUUUAUUUUAUUUAUUAACAAAUAUGUAUUCUGAGAGAUUUUAAUAGUUCUAUAAAUCAUUAAAAAACAAAAAUUUCUCGAGUCUCAGACUAAAGAGUUUUAGAAAUAAAUAUAAAUAAUAGUAUAUUAUUAAACGAUUCAAUUCCAAAUUUUACUUCGCAAGAAAUAUGUAUAUAUCUUCAUUGUUCAUCAAUUCUCGAACAUCUUAUAUAUAAUUGAUUCAUUGUAUAUAUCUGUACGUAUAAUAAGCCAUUAAGUUAUUUGCACUUUAACCGAUAAGAGUCCAGUUUUGCUAGAGCGAAAAUAAAGUUGAAAAUAUAUUCGCGAGAGGAGGAAGACGGAGGUCAGUAUUCAAUUAACACGCUGCGUCCAGUAUUUAUAAUCACCCGAACUGCUUUUAUAGGUAGAAAAAAAAAGAAAUAAUAGUGAUAUUUAUAAAAUUCGUCAGAAUCGUCUGAAUUGGCACUGUCAAUUGUAAAUUGUAAUGUAAGAAUAUUUUAUGCAUUUUUUUUUUUUUUUUGGUUUUUUUUUUUAACGAUGAUGUUAUCGUCGUUUUGAUGUUAAAUCCGUUUUCGUCUCGCGAUAUUUAGAUAAAAAUUGAUGAUCUCGCGCAAUAAUCAUCCGCGAAACGAGUUUUUAAUAACAACGAUACGUGAAUAAUAUGCUAUGUCCAAAUUUUUAUAUUGCAGUUUAAAUGUUAUGUUAAUAUAUUGCAUUUUUAGCGAGCAGUUGCAAAUCGCAUUGCGUCACCACGCAUUCUACAAUGAUCUUAUCUUUAUAUUUGAUAGUUUUCCUUGUCUGUCUUUUAUUGAAGAAAGGAAAACUGUAAUAAAGCGAUUCAUCAUUU